AUGGCAAUGCUGAGCUCGGCGCCGAGGGCUGGCGCUCGCUGGCAGAAGCCCUCGGCAGCCUCCCGAAGCUGGCGGCCCUGGAUCUUGAUCUCGGCAACUGCAAGCUCGGCCGGGGGACCUGGAGAGCUGGGCGCGCCACGGGAAGUGAGAGGAUCGUCGCGCCAAGCUCUCUGCACCCUUCAUCGCUCCAGCGCUUGUGUUUUUGUGAUUUGCCAGCAGUGGACUUCCCUACACAGCCGAAAGACUGGCGGCGCUUCAGCACUUUGUGCUAUUUACUGUAGUUUGGCGUGGAUCGGCGCAGCCGACUCUUUGGAAGAGUCGUGGACCGCCCAAGGCAGUAUGGGCAUCUGCCAGCCAAUGCAGCAUGAAUCAUUGCGGAUGGCCGGGGUGCGCGGAUGUCGGGGGAGCUGGACUUGGUGCCGAGGCGCGGAGGAGGCAGCCGCUCUGGCCGGCGUGCUCGCCCGCCUCCAGGACCUGACUCGGCUGAAGCUCUACUUGAAUUUCAACGAUGAGCUCGGCCUCCAAAGCUGCCUCGAGCUCGCGGGGGCACUCCGGCGGAUCCCGGCGCUGGCCAAGCUGUGGGUCGACUUCUCAUGCUGCAUUUUGGGCAGCGACGAGGAGAAAGCGGAGCUGCGUGCGGCCCUGGAGGCACUGCCAGCGGCCGACAAGGAGAUCCAUGUCUGA
Symbiodinium natans is the source of this 684-nucleotide messenger RNA. NCBI's taxonomy places the organism in Eukaryota, Dinophyceae, Suessiales, Symbiodiniaceae. The record is from the annotation of a GenBank genome assembly.